AUGGACAGAGUCAACGUCUCCAGUACGAUGGUGAACGGAGUACACAAUGCACUAUCGCUAAUCCUAGCUAUGUCCAAGGCUUUUGGCGCCUUCACCAUGAGGGCUAAAGGAGAGACCUUCGUUUUCUCUUGUAAACUCGUUGCUUAUUUUAUCGUCCUUACAAUUGGGGCUGUUGCCGUAGGGAUAUUUGAAAUCUAUGAUUUAAGCAGGGGAAAUCCCAUUUCCCUACCGAUGAUUAUCGAAAUUUUUGUUUUUUGCUUUAAUACACUGACAUCCAUAAUAGUUUUAUACCUACACUACCGUCUCCGAGAGUCCCUCCCAGCUAUAAUUUCAGAGCUUGACGAUAUGGAUAAACUUAUUGGCAAUGUCUCUUACAAUCGGCAUUACAAUUAUGGAGUAAUCUUCCUGUCUAUACUAAACGCCUUGCCCGCAGUCUUUGCCCUCGUUUGCAGACCAUUCCUCUGGAUUGACCUCAUCAUGUGGAUAGUGUACUACUUUUUCACCAUAACAACCGCUUUAAUCGUUGGGCAAUACGCCAUUCUAUUACAUAUCCUCAGCCGCCAACUCCAUAUGCUCUCGGUUCAACUUAAUACUGUUAUAUGUAAACUCAAAGUUUGGAGUCUGAUAGAAAUUCACCACAGCCUCGUUCUGUUGGCGGACAGAAUCAAUAGAGCAUACGAUAUAUUUCUAUUUCAUAUGAUCACCUUCACAUUCGUCAUCAACAUCAUGAAGUUGUACUUUGUGAUCGUUUAUAUAGUGAAACCUGUUUCCUACACAAACCUCGAACUUAUGACGAUCUCUGUUGCGGAUUUCCUGUUCAACUGUGGAUGCUUCAUUAUUAUAGUCUUUGCAGCAAUGGAGGCUACGAAUAGUGUAAGAAAAUGA
Nezara viridula (southern green stink bug) is the source of this 885-nucleotide messenger RNA. NCBI's taxonomy places the organism in Eukaryota, Metazoa, Arthropoda, Insecta, Hemiptera, Pentatomidae. The record is from the annotation of a GenBank genome assembly.